AUGUCGUCGACGACGGACCACCAGCCGCCGGGGAGCACGGCAAGGUUCGAGGAUGCCACUCGGGAUCUCCUGGAGGCCUGCUCUCGCCUCCGGCUGGGCCAGAUGGUCACCGUGCCCGGCUUCACGCUCAUGGACUCGAUGAGCGCGAUACAGAUCAUGGACGCGCGCAUGGACUCGGGCAUGGAGCUGCCGGACGACGAGCUGCCAGAGACGGACAGGAUCCCGGCGUCGCUCGGCCAGCUCGAGUACGACCCGUUGCAGCCGCUCGACGGCCCAGACGUCGUCUGGAUCAUGGACCGCCUGCUGGCCUGCGAGGCCGCCUGGCACCUCGGGCGCGCCCUGUCCCAGACCAUCUACACCUGCCUCUACUUUCAUGAUCUCCAGCGUAUGUCGGUUCAGGAUGCCGCAUACCACGCUCAAGCCUCGACGUCGACGCCGGCGCCGGCGCCCGAGCUCAGGUCCAAGGUGCUCCGGGCCUUUAUCGUCGCCACCGUCAAGACGUGCGACCUCGCCUGGAACGAGCUCACCAAGCAGAACGUCUACGAUGGCGAGGACUUUUCCGGCGACAAGUCUGGCCUCGGCUUGCUCGAGGGCACGGAACCGCGGUACGCCCUGGCGCUGCUCGACGACGCCCUCGAGUGGCUAUCAGCGGACCCGACCCUCAGCGACGAUAUCGGGCAGUCCCUGAAGGCCAGGCUGUCCCUGAGAAAGCAACUCCUCUCGGCCACGAUGCUGCUUGCAGAAGGCGACCCGGCAGCACUGAUCGAGGUGUCGUUGCACUGCCGCUUUGCGAAGAAGCACCUCGCCGCGUUGAGGCCUCAUGACGACGACGCGACCGCGGUAGCUGGCCAGGCCGACACCGCUGCAUCACCGCCGUGCAUCGCCUUGCAAGAUCCUGGCCGGCAAAAGGCGCCGUCGACCAGGUCGAUGGCGUCGUUCGACCCGGCCUACAAUCGCAAGCUCGUCGCAAACGCGCCGCUGCGUCCCAUCGCGCUGCCGUCCGCUCGCGAGACCUGGACCUUUCUCGAGGGCCUCCUCGACGGGCUGCAGGAGGUGGUCCAGCUGUUGCAGAGGCCAGACGCGCUGGGCUGGAAGAUGUUCUUCAGCUGCCAUGCCUACAGCUUCCAGGCAAGGCAGACCAGCCCGUACAUCCGCUCCCUCUAUCAGUCUGCAGUCUGCGACCGGAACAUGGUGGCCGGACGGCUGCCGCUCGACUGGCUCACGCAAAACUUCUUCGCCGAGACGGCCCAAGUCGACCCGCUCCUGCUGCGCCGGCUCUCGAGCGUUGGCCAGGGCGCCGUCGAGGGCGGCCGCCCGGGCGCAUGGAACGCGCCGCCUUCGCUGGGUCAGUCGGCCAACUACUUUUCCCAGCGCAUCGCAGGCCAUCUGGUCAGUUACCUGACGACGCUGUCGCAGAAUCGCUCCAGGCAGAAGCGCAGCCUGGCAAAGGCGUACGCGCAGUGGAUGGCGCUGGCCGAGGAGGCGUCGCAGCUCGGCAAGCGGAUCGAGUCGGUGUCGAGGCCGGAAGACUACAUGCCGGACUCGCUGUUUGCCGGCGUCCAGCACGCGGCGCUCGACGUGACGCUGCAGGUCGUCCUCUCGGGCUUCGAGCUGGACCUCUACCGGCGCGACGAGUGGGCGGGCAUCUACUUUGUGGCCUCGCGGAUCUGCUCGGAACAGGCGCUGGUGUGCGAGGGAAUCCGAACCGGCCUGCUGGACCGGCGCGCGACGCUACACAACGCACAGGCGGCCACGACGAUCCACUACCUCGCUUCACAGGAGGAGAUGGCGCGCGCUCUCGAGGCCGCUGCGGUCGGCACCGUCCUGCUCCUGCACGCCCUCGAACCCAAUCUGCAGCCUCGGCCGUGGCCGCUCUCGACGCGCACCGACGAUCCGGCGCUGGCCAAACGCACCGCCGCCCUGGCCAAGGCUACAUUCGCGGCCCGCCUCAAGUGGCUCGAGCUACCCAGCGCCAGGCAGUCUCGCCAGUCGAUCGACGAUCUGUGGGACGAGCUGUCGGCCUUCCAGGCAGGCGUCCGCUCCCUUUCCGCCCACGACUGCCUGGCCGAGGCGGAGGCCAACUGGCGGCGCGCCGUCGACGAGCUGCAGCUGUACCUCGCUCGGCCGCCGAGCCAGCUACGAACCCAGCUUUGCGCCGAUCAGCAUCGAGAAAUCACACAAGCACUCCUCUGCACCUGUCAGCAAAACCUCGACCUCGCCAGCAGGCUAAAAGCAGGCGCCCCCCCCGGCAGCGACACCGGCGCCCGGUGCGAGCCCCGCUUCUCACAACACAGGUGGUUCCCCGUCCUCGUGCAGGCCGCGGCCGCCUGA
Molecule: messenger RNA, 2331 nt
Organism: Pseudozyma flocculosa PF-1
Lineage: Eukaryota; Fungi; Basidiomycota; Ustilaginomycetes; Ustilaginales; Ustilaginaceae
Exons: 13
Coding region: 1-2331 (776 amino acids)
Biological process (GO): N-terminal peptidyl-methionine acetylation
Cellular component (GO): NatC complex
Source: RefSeq, a predicted model, not a curated record